AGAACGUGACGUCACGUAGGCGGCCGGUAGCGCCGACGCCGAGGGCAUAUGCGCGAGCGUCGCCGGCCGUGAUUUCGGGGUUUCGGGCGUCGAGCGGGGUGGUUUCAAAAAGGAUUUCGGGGCAGCGCGGAUCGCGGCCCUUGCUGCUCGCGGAUCGUCAAGGUGACCUUGGGCCUGCGAUAACCGUUAUACGUGAAAUUAUCACUCGGGGGGGAUAUGCCAGAGGGUUGCAGAUAUCGGAGAUUGUCGGCUAUAUUGAUUGGUCUUUUGUGCGAAAGCAGCCACUACACCUCCUGUCUAGCUCUCUUUCUCUAGGAGCGGAGCGCGUCAUCGAUCCGCGAGUGACCCAUAUCCGUUGCCACUCCUCCCACCUCCCAGCUCCCACCUCCCGCCACCCCCAACCCACCCCGCUCGCCUUUUUUCCCCUUGUGCCUCUCGCAGCAGCCCUGCCUGCUGCCAACGAGCAGAUCUUCGCGGGUUCGGGAUGAUAAUCCAGUGAAACUCACUCCGCGACGAACUCCACCUGCAACAGCAGCCCUGGCCUGCCAAAAUCCCUUCAAUUCGGUCAUCUGCUGCGGCGUUGGAGGUGGAGGGGCAUCGACGGGGCCCCAGCCGCCACAACUGCAGGGGACCAACACAAGAACCACCAUCAUGCAAGACCCCGUCCUUGAAACUAUCCUCGAGCAAAUGCGAGAGGCCGAGGCCCGCAGAGCAGAAUUGGAGAGGCAACAUGCGGAGACGCAGGCGCAGUUACGUGACAAGUUAGCUGGCCGGUAUCCAGGACCAGAGUCUGUUGAAGCACUGCAAUCGAAAAUUAGGGAACUCGAAAAGAAAACAGAACUCCAGAUGGUUAGACACGAAGAACUGUCCCUAGAGCUGACCAGCUUGAGACGGGCACGUAGCAGAGGACCGGUUGCUAGCAACGUGACUUCAACAGUCCCUAUGUCCACGUGGCCCCCUGCUGGUUCUGAAAUUGAUCGAAUUAUUGCCAAAAUUGAACAGGACAACAGCUUAAGUAAAACCAGUGCCAGUAGGAUUCUGCACGAGUUGGAUCAUUCGAGGAGCAACGUGACAACUCAACAGCCUUCUGGUUCCCAAAGUAUAUUACGUUCAAGUUCAGAAAAUCUUCCCAACUUGGGGCAACAUCAGCACCCUCCACAUCCGCAUGCAUUAAACCUUGGUCUACCGUCACAAACAUCACACUACGCUGGCUCUCCGAUGCCAUUAACGCCAAUGAUGCCUGGCUGUCCACCGUUAACACCAAAUGGUCCACCGUACCACUACAGCGAGCCGAUUCCACCUGCACCAUCUCUUUCAACUAGCCAAUCACAGCCUGCGUUUCAGCAGAAGCUACAACAAUAUCAGCAACAACAACAGCAACAGCAGCACGAACUAUCAAGCUCGCACUCACAAGGCACCCUACCGUCUCAACAAAAACAACUACAAACACACACGCAGUUUUCCGGCAGUCAAUAUCAAGAAAGUUAUCCACAUACACAAACGUACCAACAACCAAUACAGCAACAACAACAUCCUGUUUCAACUUCGUACUUAACUUCUGCUACUGGAGGUCAGAAUGUCAUGCCUCAUUAUACGCAACCGAGUCAGACAAAUCAAGGCUAUCAACUCAACGGUAGUCAACAGCAGACAACAUACCCAACGCUGUCCAUGACUUCUCAUCCCAAUGGAACUUACAACUCUGUAACAACCAGUUAUGCAUCGCAACUGACUCAUCACAACUAUUCUGGUCCACAUACAAGUAUCCCCCAGACAACACUUUCUUCUCUUCCACCAUAUUCGACAACAACACCUGCCUAUCACUCAACAUUGGGUACCUUGACUAGCUCCUCACAAAAUAUGCUUCCUUUUUCAACUGGGCAGAGCACGUUUUCGACUGCUGGUUCUAACUACUCUACAGUUGGAACAAAUGCAUACGGCACGUCAGGAGUGAACACAGGUCCUACUUCAAGUGGCUUAUUACAAGCUAUAGGAGAUCCCCUCCAAGCUAUGCAACAGUUGUCGGCGCAGUCACAAGCUAGCCAACUCCAACAACAAGCUAUUAUACAUCAAAUUCAACAGAGCUUGCGAGCCAGCUCGCCAACCGCCACUGGAUCAACUGGUCACCACUUUUUGGGACCGAGACAAAUGCCAAAAAUCCCAACAGGCAUUUUAUCCAAUCCAAUGGAUCGUCUGACUAAUGACAAUAUGGUGUCUGAAGGACAAGUGGACAUGUUAGAUAUUCCUGGAAAAGGCAGGUGUUAUGUUUACAUCGCACGGUUCAGCUACGAACCUUUCCAGCAUUCGCCUAAUGAAAACCCUGAAGCUGAGUUGCCUGUACAAGGCGGAGAUUAUCUUUUGGUAUGGGGACAGCCUGACGACGAUGGUUUUCUUGAUGCAGAGACGCUAGAUGGUCGACGAGGCCUCGUACCAGCAAAUUUCGUUCAAAAAUUGGUAGGAGAUGAUCUCUUAGAAUUUCAUCAAGCUGUUCUGGGACUCAGAGAUGUUGAUGAUGCCGCUUCCACUAAUAUACCGCAAUGUUACCUGCAGGACAUUGACUUGGAGUUAGCAGCACUAGAAGAGGGCAACCGUAACCGUCAAGCAGAAUUAUCUGCCUAUGCAGAGCUGGACAACAUUGCUGAUGAAGAUGAACAAGAGCCACCAGAAGUCUACCUGUUUUCGGACCUAGUACCGGCGCCACAACACCUCACCCUUGAACGUCAGCUGAACAAGAGUGUGCUGAUUGGUUGGACUGCGCCGCAAGAGAAUUCUCAUCACCUCGAGUCAUACCAUGUCUACGUAGAUGGAGUCCUUAAGGUCACUGUCAAAGCUACUGAGAGAACUAGAGCAUUGGUCGAAGGAGUUGAUUCCACAAGGCCACACAGGAUAAGUGUUCGAUCUGUAACACACUCUCGGCGGACGUCGCGGGAUGCUGCAUGUACUAUGGUGAUUGGUAAAGACGUUGCCAUGGGACCGACUGCAGUUAAGGCGUCAAACGUUACUGCAACUAGUGCCGUCAUUUCAUGGUUACCAAGCAACAGUAAUCAUCAGCAUGUCGUUUGCGUCAAUAAUGUUGAAGUUAGAACUGUGAAACCUGGAGUCUACCGUCACACAAUAACUGGCCUAGCUCCAUCCACAAUAUACAGAGUAACUGUUAAGGCAAAGAACUUGAGGGCUACACACUUUGAAGACCAGAAUACACAGUCAGCUAAUGCAUUGGCCUGUCACGUCCACUUCAAGACUCUGCCUAAGGGACUGCCUGAUCCUCCGGUCGAUAUACAGGUGGAGGCAGGACCGCAGGACGGCACUUUGCUAGUGACCUGGCAGCCUGUUGCCCUAAACGGUUCGGCCGUCACCGGUUAUGCGGUUUACGCGGAUGGUAAAAAAGUUACAGACGUUGACAGUCCAACUGGAGAUCACGCUUUGAUUGACAUACACAAAUUGAUGGGUCUCAACCCUAAACAUGUAACAGUGAGAACAAAAAGUAGAGAAAGUCAGUCUGGAGACAGUUGUGCAACUGCGAUUCCGUGUAGCGUUCUCAGAGGAGGCCCCCAUUUGCAUGGCCCUCACGGGCCUGACCUCAACCAGCAACAAAUAGCCAACCAAGAAGACCCUAACCGUAGAGUUACAAAUAUGAAUCAACGUUAUCCGAGUGCACCUGUACCUCCACAUAUGAGGAGGCACGGCACAACCAGGGUGGAUUCACAUGGUCAAGUAGUUAUCGAGACUGACGAAAAUCUCUCGGAUAAAGAAAUAUAUCCUGGGCAGAGUAUACCGCAGAUAGGUGUUCCAGAAAUCACAAAAGAUUCAGCUAGUGAAGCAAAUUAUAGCGAGGAAGAAGAUCCGUCUCGAAGAGGAAGAAAUAUGCCUCCACAUCACGGCCAUCACAGAUACAAUAAUCCAGGGAUUCCUGCUGGACCAACUCACAGAGGGGGUAGACCUACCGGAGGCCCUAGACCUCAGGAUCCAUACUACGAUCAAUCAGCAGGUAACCAAAGGGGAAGGGGUCCAGUGUAUCGAAGUGGACGAGGAGCAAGUCAGGCUCAAGGUGGAGGUGCUGGUGGACCACAUCACGCGCCUACUGGGGCUCAGCAAAUUAACAAACGGACCAGGUGGUUUGUAGCUCUAUUUGACUAUGAUCCUACUACAAUGUCGCCAAACCCUGAUGCCUGCGAAGAAGAGUUACCUUUCAGCGAGGGUGAAACAAUCAAGGUUUAUGGGGAAAAAGAUGGUGAUGGAUUUUAUUGGGGUGAGUGUAGAGGCCGAAGAGGUUAUGUACCCCACAAUAUGGUCGAAGAAUUGAAGGAUCAAGGUCCAAAUUCAGGCGUUGCUGUUCGGCGAACUGGCCAAGGUUGUGGUCAGGGAGACAGGUGGGGUGAUAUAUACGCCAAUAUGCCUGUAAAGAAGAUGAUCGCCCUUUAUGACUAUGACCCUCAAGAACUUUCGCCAAAUGUUGACGCUGAGCAAGUGGAACUGAGCUUUCAAACUGGCAAUGAGAUCUAUGUCUAUGGGGAAAUGGAUGAUGAUGGAUUCUAUAUGGGCGAACUGGAUGGAGUACGUGGACUAGUUCCCAGUAACUUCCUCACAGAAGCACCUGGUCAAGCACAAACCCAAGGCCAAGGCCAGGGUCAACAGCCUCCUGGCAGUAGAAGAGCUCCCGGGCAAGGUCAAGGUCCAGGUGCACGAGGUCCGCCACCUCCUCCUAGGGAACCUCCUCCACCUGGCCAUCGUCGCCCAAAAGAUGCGUCUGCCUGCAUUGUGCCUGUGUCUGUCCCUGUCUGUCACUUAGACUCUAGACAACAACAACAACAACAACUACCACCACUAAUGAACAACCAACACCAACAAAACAAUCCACCACCGCAUCUAGCCUAUCAACAAGCGAACAACCACAGCUACACGACUGUAACCACGUCUAAUCAGCACGGACCUAAUCACCCACCCCCUGGGGGUGUCAUGGGCUCCCAUAACCCCCAUCAGGUGGGCCAAGGGUCUGUCCCACCCCACCUUCAGCAGCAGGGGAGGGGGAGAGGCGUGGGCAAUCGAGUCGUUGGUAGUAAUGCAGCGGGGGUUCUUCAAGGUCCACCACCGCACUUGCAGCAAAAUGAAUAUCCGACACAGCAGCAACAGCAGCAGCAACACCAACAACAGCAACAGCAACAACAAGGACCUAGUCAACAGUAUUCCCAACAAAAUCCACAAAACCAAAACUACAGUCAACCAAAUCAAGGCUAUCAACAAAACCAAGGCUACAGCCAACAGAACCAAAACUUCAAUCCACAGAAUCAACAAUUUCCACAGCCAAACCAAGGAUACCAACAAAAUCAGGGAUACGGGCAAAUGAACCAACAGUAUUCGCAACAAAACCAGAGCUCGUCCAUCUCAGGACCUCAAGGCACUAGUAAACCUAUGCGAGGUAUACCAACCGUUAUACCUACUGCCCAAAGUAAGACUCAGGCUGAUGGUCAAGCUCAACAACCAGCCCCAGCUGCUGGACCAAAUCUAAUGCAAAAAUUCACAGAAAUGGCAGGGGCUAGUGCAGGUGGAGAUAUAUUGUCGAAAGGCAAGGAACUUAUCUUCAUGAAGUUCGGGUUGGGGAAGUGAAGUCUAUCAGUUUUUAUUAGAUUUAUUUAUUCCAAUUUCUACAUUAUGCUGACUGUGUCAUUUGGCUCAGACCGCUAUGUAUUCUGAACUCUCACUUGAAGAAAUUGUAAAAUAGGGUUCUUUGAUGAAAUUGAUAGAUUUGUCCUUAAAAGCUAGUUAUUGAAUAAACACUGUACCACCAUUAGCAACUACAAAUCUGUAAAUUAUAUCAAUUGUCUGGGUGAUUAGACAAUUGUAUUUUCAAUGUCACGUCGUGUUAUAAAAAACCCUUCGUAGCUGGAAAAAACUGUUAGGAACUUGAAAUUUGAGAGUUUCUUGCCGGUAUUUUUCUACUACCGGUAUUUUGGUUAUUUUUUUUUUUUAAUUCCAAAGGGAAUAGUGUAGUAAUAAUUUUCGCACAUUCAAGUCAAAUCAAUCCCUUGCCUCGUAAACUAAUGUUUUUGAACAGUACCAGUUGGCAUCGCAGUAACGGGUAGUAGGUUUUGUGGCAGGUGUAUGUUACGUAUAUUUAAUCAGCACUUGCAUUUCCUGGUUGAUGAGAGGAAAUAAGGGUCCAUAAGUUUUAGUACAAGCAUAUUUUUUUUUGCCAAUGUCUAGUGUUCCAGGUACCAUAGCAUACGAAGAUGCAGUUUACAUUACACAAACACAUACACGCGCGCACGCACGCGCCCACACACACACACACACACCACAUUGUCCUAAUAUAUUAUUGUGUGGUACUUUUUCUUAACUGCCAGAUGCUUGUCACAAAAUACCUUUUGAUUUUGAAAGUUUCAUAAUAAUUUUAUUUUACUAAAAGCAAUACAACUUUAUAGUAUUUUGAUAUGAGUACUCAGGUAAAUGUAAUUCGUGAUUUGACUCAACAAAAUCAAUAACUCGUGUUACGCAACUCCUAGUUAUCACUGAUACCUAACUAAUUAAAUUUUUGUGACACGUGUAUGCCAGUACUCAUCUUCAACUGCUGUGAUUCUCUGAUAAAUACCUCAGUUUCAAUCAAAUGAACCAAUUAAGCAGACACGAGAGCAAAGUCAUUUAACAUACGUUAUAGAAGAGUGCAUUAAUUCGGUUUAGUUAUAUAUAUAUGAUAUAUGAAUUCAAUUGAAACAACAUAUGGUAAUGUGAAGUAGCCUCGUAUUACCUUUUUCAUGAUGGACUAGGAGUGAGCGUAGGGAUUUAUUUAGCAUUGUUCGCAGAGCGAUAAAUUGAAGUGAUAAAAACGAAAUUGAUUGAAAUUAGCAAAUGGCCGGCGCUUACGUAGUUCGGGGUAGGGUAGAUAUAGACGAUUGGACGAACGCAUUGUCCAAAGUCGCGCGUGGGUGGGCGUGCCUUGAGAUGCCUCACUCUGACACAAACAAUAAUCAUAUCUAUAAAUAAUAAAAUUAAUAAUUAAUUUAUUAAGUAAUUAUAAAUAAAAACAGUGCGACUGCAGAAAAAUGGUCCUAGCUCUUUGAAAAUCUUGAAUCUUGUUAAAUAAAUUCUAAAGAUUCUAAAUACCAUUACAAAGACAUAAAAAUCUUGCCGGUAUGCAAUUUGUAUACAAAUUUAUAGAUUGUGCUCCAAACGUGACAUUUCAUUGUCGGGCAUUACGAGUAUUCAUUUAUUAUUCUAACUAAGUCACAUUAGCUAAAAAAUAUCUUGGCAUGAGAUCCUCGAGUGUAUGCCGAUCUAUGCUUUGAUGUUUUAUAGCUAUUGUGAUGCAAUUUAUUUAUAAAGAUGCUAAAUUUUCUGACUAGAAACCUUUUCAUGUCCCACUGAUAACAGAAUUAGCUUGCUGUGGCAUUCAGCUGUUCUGUGGAUAGGAGACAUUUUUCCAUCCACAAUUUGCCAGCUAUUAAUUAAAUCAAUUAAUGAUCAAUACCAAAAAAAAUGCAUACCAAUUAUAUUAUAAUUGUAAUGAAUUAAAUAAUAUUAUUAUUACUGAUUAAUGAAUAAUAAUAUUAAUAAAAUAAUGGAAACGAUUACACGUGCAUAUACAUAAUAAUAUAUUAUAUUUAACUAUCGCAAAUUGUUGUUACAUCGCUACUUGAGUGUAUUUUGUACAAAGUAUCCGAUUUUUAUUUUAUUUUUUUGCCAAAAAAAAAGUAAAUGAAUCAUAAGAUGACGAGAAUGAAGUUAACUUGUAAUGUAAUAUGAUAAUGUUAUUAAUUAUAUCUAAAAACGAUCAUUGUAUUACCAAAUAUUGACGGUUUUAGAUCCGUGGAUUGAUCUGUAUGCACGUGACACUAUGCUCGAAAGAAUUCAUUUUGUCAAAUUGGAGUAGUGACAUAAUGUGAGCAUAUAUCUGCGUCGUUCUAAAUUUUAAAAUCUAUCUUUGCUCUUUAUUAUUAUGAGAUCGUUUAGACUUCGUGAUGAAUGUUCAUCCUGGAAAACAUCAUAUACUUUCUCCAACUAAAUCGUACACAGUUGGUCAAGGUAGUGUUAAUUGACGGCAAAAAAAUCAUUUUGCCACUACUCUAAGAAAAGAUUAAGCCAAUGACUUCUCCAGUGGUCUGGUCUUGACGUUGACAUAAAAAAUGUGUUUUUAGUGUGAAUACAUAGGUAGAAUUUUUUUUCCACUAUUGAGUAACUUCAUCCAAGCAAAGACCAGUUUAUAAUGAGCAACAUGCUACCAAAUUAGUAGCGUUUGUGGUGAUCAUACUGAUUCUACCAUGGUUAGGUAUUCGUUCACAAAGUAUUAUUCAAGAGCCAAAUCCAGUUGAAUCAGAUAAUCGGGAGUGAAUAAUAUAUUUCGUUUAUUUUCAGUGGGAUCUAAUCUAAUUACCUUUUAGUACUGCAAAUCAUGUAUUCACAACACCUUGUAUUAAAGUACUUUCAAAAGUGUUGAUUUUGAAAACAUGUUUUUAAACUUUCACAGCUCAAGUGAUCACUUUGAGUACAAAUUGUGAUAACCCGAUUUCUAAUUUAUACUAAAUCUAGCAGCGAUAUUCAUUGGCUCGUGUAUUCUACGGUAUCUAAUGGAAACGUGUUGUUGCAGACUGUUGUUUUGUUGACUCCCCGUAAAAAUUUUGAUUCAAAGAAACGUGUGCUUCAUUUAAUGAUAGAAAUAAAUUAUCUAUCAAAAUUAAAUGCAACGUCCAAUAAUUUUUACGUUUGUGUCGACAGAAUUAUGAUUCAUAUCAUAGAUUUCUUCUAAAAAUACAAUCUACGAAACUUAGACUCUCUGUAGGAUUCGAAUACGUAAUAUUAGUUACCAUUCUCUAGUAUUAACACUAAAAACCAUAGAAAGCUAUAGCAUUAUUCAACAAUAACAAGGAUGCCAACGCCAGCUAUGUUUGAUAUUUGACCUUGCGCUUAGUUUUCUAUGGAUCAACAAAUGAGAAUCGAAUCCUUGUUAGCCAAAUAAGAAAUGAAAAGAAAAAAAUUGAUAACAAGAAUACAAUGUUAUUAUAAACAACAACUUAAUAAAAGAAAGUUGUUUGUUGUUACUUGCGUGACACCUCGUAUAUCAUGCUUUAUACGUUUAUGUUAAUGAUCUGAGAAACAAAUUUUAUGACAGUUUCUAUGAUGUUUCCAUCACUUAUUGCAUUUUUCAUCUAAAAAGAUAUAAAAUUGUUGAAACUGAAAAUAUUGUAAUAUGUUAUGGGAUAAAAGUGUCUUGAUGCAGUGCAAUUAAUCAAUUGUAUCUACGUUUUGAAAAUUGUGUCAUCUCAAUAAGGGUUUAUAAUUACUGUUCUACACAUUUACGAGAAAUGUGGGAUUUAAUCAGACAGUAAAAAUAACGCUCCAUCAAACUAUAAGUCUUUGGCAGAAGCGUAGACAGUGCACAAAACAAUGAGCAUAGCUACAAUCGCCUCAUCUGAAAUGGAAGUGAAUACAUUUCAAUUUGAAAAUUUCAUGCAACAAUCUGUUGCAAUUCGAUCACUAUAAUAAAAGUUGAUUGAUUGCAUUAUACCCAACAUGCGUCCCUAUCUUACUUAGUCCUCUAGAAAUUUGAUCGCCACAUUUCUUCGGCCCUGUUUUAUUAUAAAUUCAUGAACAAGAGUUACUUCUAAUAGCACAAUCUGAAACUAUGUAGUUAAUUUCAUUUGACGUUUAAAUAACAAUGGCAAAGGACAAUAUAAUAAGAUUUUCCUUUAUUUGCAAUCUUUGCUAUGAUUGAUCUAGAAUGUAUAUUAUUAAGUGAGAGUUGAGUUACAAAGAAAAACUGAAAAUACGAUCAAACAAUAAUAAAAUAAGUUACUAUA
Molecule: messenger RNA, 9785 nt
Organism: Neodiprion virginianus
Lineage: Eukaryota; Metazoa; Arthropoda; Insecta; Hymenoptera; Diprionidae
Gene: Rbp
Product: RIMS-binding protein 2
Exons: 17
Coding region: 652-5601 (1649 amino acids)
Biological process (GO): neuromuscular synaptic transmission
Molecular function (GO): protein binding
Source: RefSeq, a predicted model, not a curated record